This is a messenger RNA of Oldenlandia corymbosa var. corymbosa, 2709 nucleotides long. Lineage: Eukaryota; Viridiplantae; Streptophyta; Magnoliopsida; Gentianales; Rubiaceae. The record is from the annotation of a GenBank genome assembly.
AUGGCUGCCGCUUCUUCAAUGUCAGUUUCUGUAGAAUUUGUGAACAUAUGUAAGCUAUGGAAAGGGAGUGAUGUGAGUGGCGGAAAGUAUGACUGCAGUGUGCUGUCGUGUGCCUGGAAAGCUCCACGGACGUUAACUGGCUUCCUUGCAAGUACGCCACUUAGUACACCUCAUCCGCCGCUCCCUACUCAUAGGUUUUGCCGGAAUACGAGGAAGAAUCUGUUGGCAUGUGGAUGCGAAGCCCAUGAUUAUGGAGGAUCGAAUGAUGACGAAAACCCGAAGUUUAUGGUUGCAAAGAAGUUCUUGUUCUCGCAUUUGGUUGAUCGUCAUUGUAAUAAAUGGAAAUUAUGUUGUUCACCAUUCAUGUUUUCAGACUCUUCUGAGGUCACUCCAGAUAGUUUGUGGGAGGAUCUUAAACCCAGUAUUUCAUAUCUUUCUCAAAGGGAAUUGGGAUUGGUCCGUGCGGCGUUAGAUCUAGCAUUUGAAGCGCAUGAUGGUCAAAAAAGGCGUAGCGGAGAGCCUUUUAUCAUCCAUCCAGUAGCAGUUGCACAAAUUCUGGGGGAGCUUGAAUUGGAUUGGGAGUCUAUUGCUGCUGGCUUAUUGCAUGACACUGUAGAAGAUACACAUUUAGUAACCUUUGAAAGAAUAGAGGAGGAAUUUGGACCUAUUGUUCGCCAUAUCGUAGAAGGAGAAACUAAGGUUUCUAAACUUGGAAAGCUCAAGUGUAAGGAUGACAAGCUUUCUGUACAAGAUGUCAAGGCAGAUGACCUUAGACAAAUGUUCUUGGCCAUGACUGAGGAGGUCCGUGUUAUUAUUGUAAAGUUGGCUGAUCGAUUGCAUAACAUGCGUACACUUUCUCACAUGCCUCCACACAAGCAGGCAAGUAUUGCAAUGGAAACGCUUCAAGUAUUUGCGCCUCUAGCGAAACUAUUAGGAAUGUACCAAAUCAAGUCAGAAUUGGAAAAUCUAUCAUUUAUGUAUACGAACGCCCAAGAUUAUGCUAAGGUCAAAAGAAGAGUUUCAGAACUCUACAAAGAACAUGAGAAGGAAUUGAUGGAGGCAAAGAAAAUGCUAAUCAAGAAGAUUGAGAAUGAUCAGUUCUUAGGUCUUGUGACUGUGAAGACUGAAGUCAGAUCAGUAUGCAAGGAACCUUACAGCAUCUACAAAGCCAUACUGAAAUCUAAUGGAUCGAUAAAUGAAGUCAACCAAAUUGCUCAGCUACGGAUCAUUGUUAAACCAAAACCAUGUGGUGGAGUGGGGCCUUUGUGCAAUUCACAACAGAUUUGCUACCACGUGCUAGGACUGGUGCAUGGGAUCUGGACCCCUAUUCCUCGAGCUAUGAAGGAUUACAUAGCCACCCCGAAGCCUAAUGGCUACCAGAGUCUUCAUACGACCGUAAUUCCAUUUCUUUAUGAGAGCAUGUUUAGACUUGAAGUCCAGAUUCGCAUUGAAGAGAUGGAUUUGAUAGCUGAGAGAGGCAUUGCCGCUCACUACAGUGGCAAAGUUCUUGUUAAUGGUUUAGUUGGACAUGUGAUUUCCACCGGUAGUUCAAGAGGAAAAACAAUUUGCCUUAAUAAUGCUAAUGUUGCUCUCAGGAUUGGCUGGCUGAAUGCAAUUAGAGAAUGGCAAGAAGAAUUUGUUGGGAAUAUGAGUUCAAGAGAAUUUGUGGACACCGUAACAAAAGACCUGUUGGGCAGUCGAGUUUUUGUAUUUACACCAAGGGGAGAGAUUAAAAAUCUUCCAAAGGGGGCUACUAUCAUUGAUUAUGCUUACAUGAUUCAUACUGAAAUUGGAAACAGAAUGGUGGCAGCAAAGGUCAAUGGGAACCUUGUCUCACCAUUACACAGACUGGCAAAUGCUGAAGUUGUCGAGAUAAUAACCUACAAUGGCCUAUCGAGCAAAUCUGCUUUCCAGAGACAUAAACAGUGGUUGCAACAUGCAAAAACCCGUAGUGCACGGCACAAAAUAAUGAAGUUUCUCAGAGAACAAGCUACACUUUCAGCUGAUGAAAUUACUGCUGACUCGGUGAAAGAAUUCAUUGAUAAAUCUGAAGAUGAAAUAGAAGUCUUGGAUUCUUCUAAAGGAACCAACCAGCCAUGGGAUCGAAUCCUCAAAAAUGUUGUGUCAGCAUCACCGGCAAUGCUGAACUGUAGUGCAUUUCAGCUUCCAGCAGUUAGUAGUAGUUCACUGACCCCCAAGGUGAAUGGGAAACAUAACAAGCAAAUGCAGCAUGUGAGUUUGAUGGCUGCAGGAGAGUCUUUAUCACAAGGGAAUGGAAUUGCCAAGAUGAUACAGGCUAACAUUCCAACGUAUAGAGAAGUAUUGCCUGGUUUAGAGAGCUGGCAAGCGGCAAAGAUUGCCUGCUGGCACAACCUUGAAGGACAUGCCAUCCAGUGGUUAGGGGUCGUUUGUAUAGAUCGAAAAGGCAUGAUGGCAGAUGUCAGUUCAGCAUUGGCGGCUGCAGGCAUCGCAAUCUGUUCUUGUGUGGCGGAGGUUGACCGAAGGAAGGGGAUGGCUAUCAUGUUAUUUCACAUUGAAGCAGACCUUGAUAAUUUGGUGAGCUUCACAAACACCCUGAAAACAUCAGUCAUCUCUUAUAGUAUUUACUCGUGUUUAUGGCGUAUUGAGGCUUUGUUUGAUUUGCCAGAUCUGUGGAUGCUCGAAGAUAGAUGUUGUACUAGGUGUUUUGGGGUGGUCCACGGGUUGUAG